AUGAGUUUAUCGUGUCCCUGGGGCGUAAAGGGACUAGACAAGUCACGUUUCGAAGCUUAUGCCAAACUCUUGCGGCUGAAAAAUGGCGGCCAGAUCGAAGAAGCUUCCAACUUUUCCGAGAUGCUCGAUGAAGAGAUGGAACCAGAUGAGCUAGACGACGCUGGUUCCGUCGACGCGAACGAAUUCUUGUCGUUUGACGAGGGGAAAUUAAAGAGAGCCUUUCUUGAUAGGUUGUCUGAGCUUACUGCGAAUGAGAAAGGAGGCUAUCAUGUUUCAUCAUCUCUGAUGAUCGAGUGGCCAGAUCGAGUCGAUAUUCUCGUGGCAAAGAAUAAUGGCUUCAGCAAAGGGGGUGCAACUCUCCGGAUACUCGAAACUAUAGCCUCUAGUCUCCGAGACAUUGCCACGCUGGAUUCUUCAGAUGCUGCUACCGUUUCUACCAAGAAGAGUCUUUGGGAAUCAUUGGUACAAUGGUACAAGCCCAGGAUAGACUCCGACAUGAUCCGGGUCAAAAAGACCCUGGAUGAGACUAUCCUAACUACCAGGGCCCAGGUAAAAACCCCUGCUUCGAACGAUUGCACAUCAUCUCUUCUAUCGCACCUCGAGGAGCUUUGUGCUCUUAUAAAUACAGUGUCACAUCCACCAACGCAGGAUGACCUCGAAAGAAUCGUGAAGUGUGCCCAUGAUGUACAUCUUCUGUAUAAAGAGCAUGAUUUUGAUGACAUUGCCGGCAAAAAUGCCAAUACUAGGUCAUUGAGAGACGCGCUGGGCUUCCUUGCCAAACUGAAAAGGAUGGAUCGAAGCAAUGCCUGGUCGUUGAAGAAGACGCUUGAAUCGUUGGAUCUUGAACUCAACGACAAGACGGCAGAUUCCCUUGUCACAGCCGGCAGAAAGAAAAGUCCAUGGAACAAGAGCAAACUGCUGCAAAAAUUUGACACAUUGAAAGCAUCGGCUUCCAAAGUACAUGCAGAAACGCAAGUCAUCUUGGCGGCGACAAAUCACGACUGCACGGGCGCAGUCAUAUUCAAGUACGUGGGCUGCAGUAAGCGCAGCUGUUUCCUCUGCUACAGGCUCGUCCAGAACUUUGGAUCCUACACUACAAGGGGGUGCCAUGGCAAGCUCUACGAUCUCUGGACGGUGCCCGAAACACCUUGGCUUGCGGGAGAGGAACGCUCAAAGCUCAUUCAAGCUCUCAAGAAUGUCGAAAAGGCCAUGAAGGAAUCUAUACGUGGUGGGAAGACCACCGGACUUGUACACGCUCCUGAGUCUACCAUUGGGGGCUCUUCAGUUGCGACCAAGAUACCGCAAUCUGGCCGAAACCCUUAUAUGCUAUCCCUCGUCUCAGAGUAUCUUUCAUCACAGCGCCAAAGGACGAGGUCCGGUGCUGACAAAGAAGGAGACUUUACAAGCCUUGAGGAAUUGACGCAGUCUUUGCCAAGCGCAACUGAUUAUGAAACCAAAGCUCAAGGUCGGGCUGCGAGAACAAUCCCGACACCUGAGCAACUGCAAGGCGAAUGUGGUAUCUGCGAACGAGAGACCAGUCGCCGCUGUCAGUUCUGCAACCUGGACUGGUUCUGCAGUGAAAAAUGCCAAGAUCAAAUGUCAUUUUAUCAUCUCACCAAGUGUUCAGCCCGCGGGAUAACAACAGCUGAUAUGCUUUGUCGUGAUGUUAUUGGAGAUCAAAUUCCUCAAGACUCAGAGACGCGUGAGCAUUUUGGGUUCACUCGGUGCCACAACCGGAGAGAUCAAAGUCACCUCCUUGGCCUUUACCAAGGCCUCAUACUCUAUCUAGAUGUUAGGGCUAUCCAGCUUAACGAAUGGCGCGAGAAAAAUAUCCUCGUGAGCAAAAUUAUAGAGGCGUUUUCCAAAUUGUCUGAGAACAAUCGUGGGGCUUACUUCCCAUGGUUCCUUCGAAACCAGCACAUCCUUGAUAACUCAACUCCACCACUUCAGCUCGUUGGUGAGGAUAAUGCCCUCCAUCGAGCUAUAAAUGCGGCGAGACCCUACCUCGACCCAGAAGAUCGCGACAAGCAUGUUAAACUUUUGGAGCCUCCAUCCAAAGGGCAUUGCUUCCUGUUUUUCGCCAUGGUCUUGGACAGCUCGUAUCCGAACCCAUAUUUGGCCUGGUCUGAUUCGUGGUACAAUUUUGGUUUUGUCGUCUUCCAUAACCAAUACGAGGAGCGAAAGCUUGGGGGUAUUUACAGUACGCUUGUAGGUGGCAAUAAAUCAAGCAGAGACUAUGAUGAAAGUCUAGGGGUUGAACUAAAAGAUUAUCCCAAUCUACCCACAUGCUCAUUCAACGAAUUAUGGCUAGCCUAUGAAAACGGUGAGCUCGCAAAUCUCUUCCGCCGAUACGGUCUAGACUCCAUCUUCGGUGGCAAUUUGGGUCUGGAGGAAUUUUUAUCUUUCCCGCUGAAUCAGCGUCAACUGCGCCCAUCAGUCUGGAAGUUGAAGCACUUCCUGGCCAUCGAUGCCAACCAACCUCUGGGCAACUUUCCCGAGAUUGAAGCAGCCGCUCAGGAAUAUGGGUUUACAGCACAGCUCAACCCGAGAACAGGAUUGGCCUUGAGGCAGUGUUAUGAGCAGUUGUUUAGAAAGGUGAACCCGCUCAGGGUCCAUGAAGCAAAGUCUCAUGGCCAAUUGUGCGAGUAUGCGGAGAGUGUCCUUGAUGACAUUGAUGACGACGUCCGGCAAGUAUUGCGGAAGAUUAGUUGA
Messenger RNA from Trichoderma atroviride IMI 206040, 2712 nucleotides. The record is from RefSeq and is a predicted model, not a curated record. Lineage: Eukaryota; Fungi; Ascomycota; Sordariomycetes; Hypocreales; Hypocreaceae.